Neoarius graeffei (lesser salmon catfish) is the source of this 1080-nucleotide messenger RNA. RefSeq names its product E3 ubiquitin-protein ligase TRIM21-like. Bases 1 to 1080 code for a protein of 359 amino acids. The transcript has 5 exons. The record is from RefSeq and is a predicted model, not a curated record. Gene Ontology annotation, molecular function: protein binding. Lineage: Eukaryota; Metazoa; Chordata; Actinopteri; Siluriformes; Ariidae.
AUGUUGGAGAAUUUGACUGAUAAAGGGAAGGAGGUGGUGUUGACCUUAUUCAAUAAGACUGAGUUGGGAAAGACACAAGCAGAAGUUCAGCAGAUGAUCCAGGAGCGAGUGAAGAAGAUUGAGGAAAUCAGACACUCUGUAGAACUCAAUAAAAAAAACACAGAGAAGGAGAAAGCAGACAGUGUGAAGGUCUUCAGUGCUCUGAUGCGCUGCAUUGAGAGAAGUCAGGCUGAGCUGCUUAUGGUGAUGGAGGAGAAGCAGAAAGCAGCAGAGAUGCAGGCUGAAGAGUUCAUUAAAGAGCUGGAGCAGGAAAUCACUGAGCUAAAGAGGAGAAACACUGAGCUGGAGCAGAUCUCACACACUGAUGAUCACCUCCACCUCCUACAGAUUUACCCGUCACUGUGCAGCCCUCCACACACCCAGGACUGGACUGACGUCACAAUUAACUCUCAUCUGAGUGAGGAGACUCUGAGGAGAGCUCUGUCUCAGCUUCAGGUAACUCUCAGUGAGGAAAUGGAGAAGGUUCCAGAGAUUAUGGAUGUGACUCUGGAUCCUGAUACAGCUCAUCCUGAACUCAUCCUGUCUGAUGAUGGGAAACAAGUUACAUGUGGAGACAAGAGACAGAAUCUCCCUGAUAACCCAGAGAGGUUUGAUCGUUAUGUCUAUGUUUUGGGAAAGGAGGGAUUCUCCUCAGGGAGAUUUUACUAUGAGGUGCAGGUCAGAGGGAAGACUGCGUGGGAUUUAGGAGUGGCCAGAGAGUCCAUUAACAGGAAAGGGAAGAUUACAGCCAGUCCUGAAGAUGGGCAAUGGAGUGUGUGGCUGUGGAAUGAGACUGAAUAUGAGGCUUGUGAUUCUCCCUCUGUCCCCCUCUCCUUGAAACAGGCUCCUCAGAAGGUGGGGGUGUUUGUAGAUUAUGAGGAGGGUCUGAUCUCCUUCUAUGAUGUUGAUGCAAAAUCUCUUAUCUACUCUUUCAGUGGUCAGAAUUUCACUGAGAAACUUUAUCCAUACUUCAGCCCCAGUCUCAAUGAUGGAGGUAAAAAUUCAGCUCCACUGAUCAUCUGCCCUGUUCAUCAGAUCUAA